Messenger RNA from Helianthus annuus (common sunflower), 1821 nucleotides. RefSeq names its product UDP-glucuronate 4-epimerase 3. The record is from RefSeq and is a predicted model, not a curated record. Lineage: Eukaryota; Viridiplantae; Streptophyta; Magnoliopsida; Asterales; Asteraceae. The coding region runs from base 235 to 1557 and encodes 440 amino acids. The transcript has a single exon.
CCCUCUCUCUCUCUCCAAUCACCUUUUUAUAAUCCAUUUCAAUCUCUACACAAACCCCACAAAAAUCCACAAUCAAGAAACCACAAACCUUCACAAAAUUUGCAGAAAUUGCACCAAAAUCUUUUCUUUCUUAUCUUCUUUCAACCCCCACCGAAAAAUAAGCAAAACCCACAAACCAUUCAUCAAACCCUAACUCCAUUGACCAUUUCAAGAUUUCUUGAAAAUCUCAAAACCAUGAAGCAAAUCUCUGCAAAUCAUUUAGAUGACGACAGCCCAGGUAAAUUCAAACCCGAAAAACCCCAUCUCAUAAACCGAUUCAGACACCAUUAUCCUUAUCUAGCAAAACUCACGGUUUGGACCUUCUUGUUUCUCGGAUUAAUCUUGGUUCUAUUCUUCCAAUCGCCACCCAAUUCGUCAUAUUCUUCACCGAUUUCAUCAGACCCAUCUCGCAGAUCGUUAAAAACCCGUUCUUGGGGCGGACCCGUUUGGGAAAAACGGGUCAAAUCCUCCGCCCGGAUCCGUUCCCGAACCGGGGUCUCGGUACUAGUCACCGGAGCCGCCGGUUUCGUCGGAACCCAUGUCAGCGUCGCGUUAAAACGCCGUGGUGACGGCGUUUUAGGUCUUGAUAACUUUAACGACUAUUACGAUCCGUCGCUAAAAAGAGCUAGACAAGCGUUGCUAGAAAGAACCGGGAUAUACGUUGUGGAAGGUGACAUAAACGACGCCGCAUUGUUGAAAAAAUUGUUUGAACUAAUUACUUUUAGUCACGUGGUGCAUUUAGCCGCACAAGCCGGGGUGCGUUACGCUAUGGUAAACCCAGGAUCGUAUGUUAAUAGUAACGUUGCAGGGUUCGUGAACCUUCUAGAAGCGUGUAAAAACGCGAACCCGCAGCCCGCGGUUGUGUGGGCGUCGUCGAGUUCGGUUUACGGGUUAAACACGAAAGUCCCAUUCUCGGAGAAAGACCGAACGGACCAGCCCGCGAGCCUCUAUGCCGCCACGAAAAAGGCGGGGGAGGAGAUCGCGCAUACGUAUAAUCAUAUCUACGGGUUGUCGUUAACCGGGUUAAGGUUCUUUACGGUUUACGGGCCGUGGGGACGGCCCGAUAUGGCGUAUUUCUUUUUCACGCGGGAUAUUUUGAAAGGGAAGACGGUACCGGUAUUCGAGGGUGCGAAUCACGGUACCGUGGCACGUGAUUUUACGUACAUUGAUGAUAUUGUGAAAGGUUGUUUAGGCGCGUUGGAUACCGCGGAGAAGAGUACUGGGAGUGGGGGGAAAAAGCGUGGGCCCGCGCAGUUACGCGUGUUUAAUUUGGGGAACACGUCGCCGGUCCCAGUUUCAAGUCUAGUGGGCAUCUUGGAGAGGUUAUUGAAAGUUAAAGCGAAACGGGUAGUAAUGAAGUUGCCGAGGAAUGGGGAUGUUCCGUUUACGCACGCGAAUAUUAGUUUAGCGAGGAGGGAGUUGGGGUAUAAACCGACGACGGAUCUUCAAACGGGUUUGAAGAAGUUUGUUAGAUGGUAUUUGAGUUACUAUGGGUCGAGUAGGAAGAGUGAUCAGUGAUUAGAGAUUGAAGAUUUUUUUUCACAAAGAGGGUAAAUUUUUUUUACCUCAAAUUCUUGUUGAUUUUGAUUGGCAUAUGAUUGGUUGUUUGAGGACAGAAAAGGAUUAUUGCUAUUGCUACUUUUUUUGUGAUGUGUACUAAGAAGUGAUGAUCAUAUGUUUGUAGAAGUAGAUCCAUUGUUGUUGAAGUAAUGCUCUAUUUUGUUUGAUGUUGAAUCAUUUUAUGGAGUUCAAAUAAACAAGAAGACAAUAGUUCAGAUGUUA